Molecule: messenger RNA, 3845 nt
Organism: Rhagoletis pomonella (apple maggot)
Lineage: Eukaryota; Metazoa; Arthropoda; Insecta; Diptera; Tephritidae
Gene: Pi3K21B
Product: phosphatidylinositol 3-kinase regulatory subunit gamma
Exons: 3
Coding region: 489-2072 (527 amino acids)
Biological process (GO): insulin receptor signaling pathway; phosphatidylinositol phosphate biosynthetic process
Cellular component (GO): phosphatidylinositol 3-kinase complex
Molecular function (GO): 1-phosphatidylinositol-3-kinase regulator activity
Source: RefSeq, a predicted model, not a curated record
UGUCGAUAUUCCUAUUUAGAUUUGGAGAAAAAUUGCUUUUGUGUUUACAUUGCAUUGUGUGACAUUUUACGAAGUGAAUUCGAGCAAAUUGUCUUUAAAAUGGCUAGCUUUGAAGGAAAAAUGUGAAAAUCGGAAUAGCAUGCUGUUAAAAUAAACGUGUGCGGCUAACAAUAAGAAGAAAAUCUCGUUUCUGGUGUAUGUGUUCGUGUGCUGUGUAUGCUGCGGAAGAGCUAAAGCUGCUGCCGAGGUAUCAACAGCAGUAAACAUAGUUGAUUAGCGCUAUCCUCCUCUUCAGUGACGCUCUUCCUUCAUCUGUAUUAGAAACGAACGACGACGUCUAUAUUGGAAGAUGUCGUCCUGGUACUAGAUAUAAAAUUUGAAACACAAAUAGUAUACUGCAAACCAACUAAUAACGAAAAUUUGACGUCAGAAGAGAAAAUUUAGCUUUUUCUGUGAUUUUCCUGCGAUAUACCACAAACGGAAGAAGAAUGUAUCCUUCUCCGUUACAUUACUCUACAAUGCGGCCCCAACCACCUGGUGCGGGGCAACAACAAUAUGACCACAACGCCGAUGAGCUCAACAAAGCAGAAUGGUAUUGGGGAGAAAUUUCACGUGAGGAAGUUAAGAACAUCUUGUCUGGCGAGCUAGAUGGCAGUUUCCUUGUACGUGAUGCCUUGAAUAAAAAUGGCGAAUAUACACUAACUCUAAUUAAAGAUGGAACGGAAAAGUUGAUAAAGAUUUGCCAUCUGAAUGGAAAGUAUGGUUUCACGGAUUGCAAGUUUAAUUCAGUAGUUGAGUUAAUCAACUACUACAGAGUAAAUUCCUUGAAACUAUAUAACAAAACUCUGGACAUAACGUUAAGCAAUCCAAUUGUAAAACCAGCGGAGGAAGAUGACCACAGUGAUCUGCGCUUUCUUGCCGACAAGUUUCUUAGUCUGCAUCAUAUGCUUAACAAACAGCAGUAUCUAUUAGAUCAAAAGAUGAAAGUAUUCAAAAAUGUUGAAGCGGAGUUAAACGAAAAGAAACAAGAUCAAGAAGUUUUCCUUAAGGCGGAAAAAAUGUUUAAAAAUCAAAUUAAACUUUUAGAAUCAUACAUAUGUACUGCAGCCCAGCCGCAGGUCGGCGGAGCUGGUACAAUAACAAAUGCUAAUGGCGGCACAAGUGGAGGGAAUGGAUCGUCUGCACUUCGCCAGCAGGAUCUCGAAAAGUUACAGGCAAACGCUGCGUUAUUGAAAAUGAAGCUUCAUUCUUUGUGUACAGAAAUGGGGAAAUUAAACCGAUAUGUAGAAGAUAAGAAGGAAGACUACAAACGGCUUGAACGACAAAUUAACGCAGCGAAACCAGAAUUGCAAGAGUUAAGCGUAGAAAAAGAACGAACAACAGAACGUCUCAUGGAAGCUGGCAUUAAAGAGGAGGACAUCAUUCAGCUCGCUGAAAUGGGUUUCGAAGCCUGGCAAAAGAGGUAUGAAAGUCGGACAAAUUUGCCGCAUAACAACGAUUCUCUCUGGUUCCUUCGCGAUUGUUCACGUCAAGAGGCUGAGGAAUUACUGAAGGGUGCCCCUACAGGCACAUUCCUUAUACGUGCUCGUUCUGCUGGUCAUUAUGCAUUGUCUAUUGUUUGCAAGAACGUCGUAAACCAUUGCAUUAUCUACGAAACGGAAAGUGGAUUUGGCUUUGCUGCUCCUUAUAAUAUUUAUGUUUCUCUGAAGGAACUAGUGGAACAUUAUGCCAGCAAUUCAUUGGAAGAACACAACGACACGCUAACCACGACGCUGCGAAUUCCCGUAAAGUAUUGGCAUGCCAAUAAGGAAUCGCUAACGAAGCAAUUGGAAGAAGAACUGGAAUUGGAACAAUUGCAAAUUGAAGAAGAGGAGCUGCAGCAUCAAGCCGGACAAGAACAAGUACAAUUACAGUUGCAAUUACAGCUGCAGCAACAGCCAUCGUCUGCGAUUCCAAUACCAGGCAGUGAGGCACUAGAUGUGCAAACACCACCCUCUUCGUUGAAUUCCGUCUCUGGUGGUAGUGUCGCCGGUGGCAGUUUCAGUGCCAACCAAAAUCAUUCGCAACCAUAAUAAAAACAACAGUAAAUCGCAUCAGUGUGGAAGCUUGCAGGUCAUGCUUAAAGCAUUUGUGAUUGUCGAGCUUCCAUUCGCAAUCCCAGGCCUACUUAGGAUUUAAACAUAACAUUCGAAUGCGAAAAAAUAAGUUGUAUUCUAUAUGUCCAACUUUUGUGAUGUGAUGAUGUUGCAAUUUUAUUAAGCAUAGCAUGGGUAAUUUGUUGAAAGCAUGGCUAUUUUGCCUAAUCCUUUUCAAAUUUUAGGUGUUAUCUGUAUAGCUAGCUUUAAUGUUAGUUCAGGUGAAACGACACUGCUUCAUAAUUAGUCUCUUAGUCUAUAAAGGCAGUUAUGUUUUGAUGUGAGCGCUGUUGUCACAGUUAUCAUGGUGUCGUGUGUCUUAGGCCUAGGCCACGCAAUAAGCGGCAAAACGGCGAGCGGCUGAGCGUCUUAAAAUUAAAGCAUAUGAAAUACUUUUGAAGUGGCCACGCACUGAGCGGCUGAGCGGCAUUUAUGUAUGGCGCCUUUCAGCUGCUCAGCCGCUCGCCGCUUUGCCGCUCAUUGCGUUGCCUCGGCCUUACGGUGAUCAUCAAAAUGGUUAUAUAAAUUAUUGCUAUACAGAUAAUUGUGAAGAAAAAGUAAUAUUGAAGGGAAAAGGAUAAUGUUGUUUUGUAUUUUUUACUAUUAAUGUACUUUACUUUUACUUAUACGAUGAAGAUCUGAAAGUAAAGUCGCCAUGUUCUAUGCAAAAAAUGGGGUGAAUAUGUAGUUUUGCAAAAUACAUUUCUAUCGUGAUAUGUUAACCUGUUAAAUUUAUACAACAACCUGAAGUCAACAUAUGGUAUAAAUAUGUAUAACAAAAUAUCUUGAUGCAAUUCAGUUUAAUGAUAAACAUUAAAUGUUACUCUCGCGACGGCGUAUCUCUAUGCUUUACUAUACAUACCUUGCCGCUUUUUAUUUUCCUCUGUAUUAGAUGCUAUAACUGUUAAAAAAUCAACCCUAGGUAUGCCAUAAUAAAUCACGAACGGCUGUUAAUGCCAGUAAGCCAACAAAAAAAAAAUGAUAAUAAUUGGAUAAUUCGAAGUGUAUUGGUCUUAGGAGAAGGUACGAAAUUAAUUUUUUAUUGCAAAUAGAAUAAGUUUAUGUUAUAAAAGCUUGCUGUGAGCGAAAAUAUUUUACUUUGUAAAUAAAGAUAACUCCUGGGAUGCAUUCGACAACCGAAUAAAAAUGUGUAGAGUUAUUUAAUAAUUGUUAUGUUAAGAGAAUCGUCAAUCUUUUGUCAAGUUUUUGUUACGAGUACCGUCUAAAAUUUACCUAUAAUCUACUCUUUUUUUAACAUUUUGUAUAUUUUUGCAUUAAACUACUAAUAUAAUUAAAUUUACAUAAAAAAAUUAAUAUUUUUUUUAUGUGUCGUGCCACUGUUGAAUUGUGCAUACGCAUAUUUUUCGCCCCAUUUUCUUUUGACCUCCAUACGUAUUUCCUUCCGAACUUACAUAUGUAUUCCUUUUUUAAUUCUGUAUUUGGUCAUAAUAGCGGAAAAGAACUGCGUAACAAACAGGGUAUGAAAAGUAGUGGGCGAAAAUAAAAACCAAGUUAUUGCUUGCUGUGUAUAUAAGCGGUGGAUAUGUGCGCUAAAUAAUACAUAGUGCAUAUGUAUAAGUAAAUAGUGCAUACAUAUGUAUAUAAAUGUUUUAUAUUUUGUAUGAAAAUUUGCACGAAUUGAACAACUUUUGACUGUAUUGUAUACUUAUGGCUAAGUUAAUACGAAUAAACGAAAACUAAAAAUUUUUG